CAGCCGCGGCGGCUGCAACAAGUGCGGGUUCCCGGGCGGGCGAGCCGCAGCCUCCGCGCCACCGUCCUCGCCAGGCCGCUGGGCGCGCAUGGAGCGUGAGCGGCGGCGGUCGCCGGGCUGAGCCGCACGCGCGGCUGGGACGUGGAUGUGGCGGCGGUCUGCCGCUCCGCCCCACCGAGCUGGAGCUGCUCCUGGACAAGGUAUGAGAAAUGAGUGUUGGGCGUCGAAGAAUAAAGCUGUUGGGCAUCUUAAUGAUGGCAAAUGUCUUCAUCUAUUUGAUUGUGGAAGUCUCCAAAAGCAGUAACCAAGAAAAAAAUGGAAAAGGGGAAGUAAUAAUACCCAAAGAAAGGUUCUGGAAGAUAUCCAGCCCUCCCCGGGCCUUCUGGAACAGAGAACAAGAAAAUCUCAACAAGAGGUACAACCCCAUCCUGAACAUGUUGGCCAACCAGACAGGGGAUGCGUACGGCUCUGCAAACACAAGCCAUCUGAACCAUUGUGAACCCGACCUAAGGGUCACGUCAGCUGUGACAGAUUUUAAUAAUUUGCCAGACAGAUUUAAAGACUUUCUCUUGUAUUUGAGAUGCCGAAAUUACUCACUGCUCAUAGAUCAGCCGAAGAAAUGUGCAAAGAAACCCUUCUUACUGCUGGCGAUUAAGUCUCUCACUCCACAUUUUGCCAGAAGACAAGCAAUUCGGGAAUCUUGGGGCAGAGAAACCAACGUGGGGAACCAGACCGUAGUGCGAGUCUUCUUGCUGGGCCAGACGCCUCCAGAAGACAACCACCCCGACCUUUCAGACAUGCUGAAGUUCGAGAGUGAGAAGCAUCAGGACAUCCUCAUGUGGAACUACAGAGACACGUUCUUCAACUUGUCUCUGAAGGAAGUGCUGUUUCUCAGAUGGGUGAGCACUUCCUGCCCAGACACUGAGUUUGUCUUCAAGGGCGAUGAUGAUGUUUUUGUGAAUACUCAUCACAUCCUGAAUUACUUGAAUAGCUUACCCAAGAACAAAGCCAAAGAUUUGUUUAUAGGUGAUGUGAUCCACAAUGCUGGGCCUCAUCGGGAGAAGAAACUGAAGUACUACAUUCCAGAGGUCUUCUACUCCGGGGUCUACCCACCGUAUGCGGGGGGAGGUGGAUUCCUGUACUCUGGCCACCUGGCCCUGAGACUGCACAAUAUAACUGACCGGGUCCAUCUCUACCCCAUCGAUGAUGUUUAUACUGGAAUGUGCCUUCAGAAACUUGGCCUCGUUCCAGAGAAACACAAAGGCUUCAGGACAUUUGAUAUUGAGGAGAAAAAUAAGAAUAAUAUUUGUUCUUAUGUAGAUCUCAUGUUAGUACAUAGCAGAAAGCCUCAAGAGAUGAUUGAUAUUUGGUCUCGGCUGCAAAGUGCUCAUUUAAAAUGCUAAAAUGCAUAGAAGCUAAAUUUCACAUAGAAAGGCCUAUCUUGACUAGUUCCCAUGUUGUGCUUUCACAUUAGAGUGAUUUCUUGUUAAAUCCUCAGAACUGCCUUCAUAAGUAGCAUCUGUUCCCAAAUGGUCUCCAAGCUCUCAAUUCCAUACCUUUGUGGACAGGGAAACAAAGUAAUUCACGAGGGCCUGGCAGGGAGAUUGGCUCUGGUCCUACCCACUGGCUGCUGGCCAUUAUUUUCUAAUUUGUUUCCCAUUAAGUUCUUUUUGUUUUGUUUUUCUAUAUGGUAAUACUCUUGUUCCCAUUAUGACCGAUAUCAGGUGUUUAUAAACCUAUAACCAAGAUUUUGUUGUACAUGACUCUGGUUUUUGUGAAAUGGAAUUAACAUUUAUUUUUCUGAGAUUUGGAUAGAUUUUUUUAAUUGUCUGGAAAAUGGACCAAUGUCAGAUUUCCCAACACCCCAACAGUAUUCUUGUGUUAAUAUAAUCAGUUAAUUUUCAAAACCGAAAAUGACCGUGACACCUCUAGUUUAUCUGGUUUUGGUCCUGUGGCCACCGUAAGGACAAAGAGGAUUUGUUAUUUCUUGCAUUUGGUUUGCUGGGUGGUAUGGUAGUUGCCUAAUUUUAGUAUUUUGAAAAUCAUGAGUAUGAUUCCCUCAUGGCCAACUGCAGAGUGAGUGGGCUGACAGCCAUAUGGGUUUAUGAAUGUUCAACGUGAGCCUUGAAAGCAGGUGUGACUUUUGAACUUGAACUGAAAAGGUGGAAUUUGCAGACCUUCUCAAGUGGUUUGUCAGUUUCAAACUCCAGGAUUCUAUUCUUGCCAUAUCUCCCCAUACUGCUUAGAGGAAGGUAUUCUGAGUAGCAGUGCUGCCCUGUCUCAGUCUAGAAGUGCCUGUGUUUAUUUAUUGUUCAGAUCAAAGACCAAAACAUUUUCUUAAAUAUAUUUUGUGUAAUAUUUUAUUUGUAUACAGUGUUGUUGAUAAAAUAUUUAACUAGAGCAUGAUAUUUUAAAUGUUAAGCUGUAACAUAUGUUAAAUAAAGCUAACUGUUAUUUUUGAAUUUUAAAAUUUGGUUUUUGGGGGUAGGAACUGCUAGAUUUGAUAAAAUUCUGCCAAAUUAUUGCUUAUACCUAUCUUGUAACAUGCUUUCUUAAAUAUUUUUGUGUUUUCAGAGAUGAGGAUUCUUAUCAGAUGCUACACUGGGGAAAAGAAAGUGAAAAUAAAGUGACUGUAUUUUUUAA
Nannospalax galili (Upper Galilee mountains blind mole rat) is the source of this 2643-nucleotide messenger RNA. RefSeq names its product UDP-GlcNAc:betaGal beta-1,3-N-acetylglucosaminyltransferase 2 (gene B3gnt2). NCBI's taxonomy places the organism in Eukaryota, Metazoa, Chordata, Mammalia, Rodentia, Spalacidae. The transcript has 2 exons. Gene Ontology annotation, molecular function: hexosyltransferase activity. Bases 210 to 1403 code for a protein of 397 amino acids. The record is from RefSeq and is a predicted model, not a curated record. Gene Ontology annotation, cellular component: membrane.